CGAGCCCAAACAUAGCUAGCAUGCUACAAUAUCGGACAGAGAAAAACAACCAAAAAGUACAGAAAAUUGUCUGAAUCCUCCUUUAGCCACGACUGCCAACACAAGCAAGAAAACGAAGUCAAUACCGGAAACUCUGGCGGAAUAAUGGAGGUUUAAAAUUGAGGUAGACCACCUGGACAAGUGCUAAAAAGCCGGGUCAACAAUGAAAGGGGACGCUUCAGGAUUUUACGGACCCUGUAACCUUUCUGCUGGACAGGUAAACCACUUUAACAAAGUAAGCCAAGUGUCUGUAACAGAAGUGUUUCUUGUCAAACAGGACCUGCUGCGUGUUGUAGCGCCGCUAAACUGAGGGGAAAACUGGCCGGGAGGGGUAGUGGUUGCUCAGGUAUGGUGGCCGAGAACUGCCACUGCUGCAAAUUAAAAAAGAAUGCAAAAAAAAGAAGCCACAGCAGAAGUUAAUGAUGCAAAAACAAUGGCAAUGCAGAAAAAAAGUCACCUACUGCGAAAAUAAAAGGAUUAAAAUUUUAAAAAAGCCCCAACAGCAGUGAGCUGCCAGGAACCAAUAAUGAUAAUGCACCGGUGUUUUGUCCCGAGUCGAUAUGAAGUUGAACUGGAGGAUGCUGGUGUAGUGUUAGCUUCAGUUAAACUUCAUAUCGACUCAGGCGCUACAUGGCCUAACCAAAUGCAUCCUUUUAUUUUCGCAGUAAUUUUUUUGCACUUUGUGUUUCAGUGAGUGAGAAUGUGUUUGCAAGUUGUGUCUAACCAGGUGAAAAGUGCUUAUGGUUUUGACAAAAGAGUGACUGAUUCAAUAAACGGGUUCAAGUUGCUGAGUAUUUGGUUCAGACAGUAAGGUUUAUGUUUUAGCUUUUGAGAAAUACUGUAAUAUAACAGGGUCUUGGCCUGCUCUCUUUGUAAAACAACACAAGAUAAUGUGUUGCUAUUUGGCGUUAUAAAUCAGACUGACUGAUCGACUGGAGUCCUUGAGGGACAAGGCCAAGCCAAGUUUAAAGUGACAUUUGUUUACAACCAAGAGCAACUGGAGACCAAAUUUGAAACUUCCUAUCUCUGCUAGACUCUUCUGCAACAUUAUAAGACAUGUGCACCAGCAACACUCUUGGUCAGAAGUUCAGAACUGUUAUUCUGUUCUUUGUACUGUGCAACCUACACAGUAAACUUUAGCACAUCCUCAAGGCUACAAAUUCAACUACACGUACCUGAACAAAACAUAGAUCUCCUCUUUAUACACCAGACAGACAGAUAGUACAUCUUUUAAUAAAAUACUUUUUUUCCCACUACUACUACUACUUGUCUCAUUAAGUUGACUAAAUGUUAAAGUGCUUAGGUUCACUCUGUUUAUUUUUCAAUUCUGUUUCUAUAUUUGCCUUGCUGUGAUUUACUGGAAGAACAGAGGCAAACUUCCUUUAUUUAAAAAUUAACUUGGCUAGACUGUGAUUUUUGUUUUUGUUUAGCUGGUUCUGUACUAAGUCCAUAAAAAACACUCAGUUCUAGUAUGCCCGAUAUUACUUACCAAGUUCUAGGAAAAACAGGCAACCCUGAUUUUAUUUGUUUAAAAAAAUAAAGACUACUUCAGCUGAACCAACAACUUAGCGCUUAACUAAUUCAUAUUUUAUUGUAUUGCUUAAGCAAUUAUACAAUGUAUAAAUAUGCUGUCUUACACCCGACCCGAAGACGGCCCGGUGGGGCUGACAACAAAUAACACAUUGACCCAUUAGAAUAACAGAAAACACUAUCAAAAGUUAACCAAGGAUUUAUUAUAACAAAAGACAAAGAAUUACCCAAGAUCAACUAAAGAACAAAUUAACACAACAACUAAAAAUGAAGAACCAACAACACAAAAAUCAGAGGCAGCAGUUCCCCAUCAAAUGCCUCUCCCUACUGCAGGCAGCUCUUGGCCUUCAAACCUUCCAGAGCAGGUGAAGAUGAUUGGCGACUUAUCAUAAUAUCAGUGACUUCACCUGGGCAGAUCUAGAGAAAGGUAAAAGGGGGAAAAACACACACAAACAUACAGUCGUAACAGCAGACAAAACCUAUUUUAACAGAGAUAAGUGCAGGGCUGAAAUCCCAGAUACUUGUGGAAAACACCAGAAGGCUUUUUGAAGUCUUUCUUCAGGAAUGUCUUCAUUGUUUUUUUCAAAGACAAAUUAAUUUAAGAAAACACUGGCUGACGAACUAAUUUUUUUAGACUGAGCUUUUUUUAAUAUUCAAAACUAGUUUUAAAAAACAAUAAAAUUAUUGGGUGAUAAAAUUUGUCAUCAAUUGCUGUUUCAAACAGCAAUCCAUGCACUGAAAAUCUCUGUCAAGACAUUUCUUGUCUUUGUAAACUUUUAUCUUCUUUUUAAAAAAAAAACUUCCAUUAAUGCAUAUUGCAAAUUUUCAAGUGUUUUGCUAACUGUAGAAAAGAAUUUGUCAUGCUUGAUGGUUACGUAAAAAUUAUAAUACAAAAAAAUAGGAAAAAGGUGCACCCACCCAAAAAAUCCAAAUACUACUAAUGACAGACUUUUAUUUCUUUCGGAUAGUCUGAUUUUGAGUCUGAUCUGAGUCUGAUCUUGACUUUGUUGUAGUCAGGAUUAUACUGUCACCAAUCAUUUUAGAUACAGGAUCUGGAUAUUCCAUGUGGUACUCAAGAUUUCAGAUUAUCCAGCCUCUUCCAUUCUUUAAAAACUGUCAAAUAAGCAGUGUAAAUGAAAAAAAACAUGUACUGACAUGACCACUACACUGUGUGCAAAAUACGGGUGUAGGGAUUGUAAUACUGUACAGAAUUUGUACUUGUCUUCAACAACCCAGGUCCCAUUAGUUUCUCACAAACAACAUUCCACAUAUUACACUGAAAGACAAGAUGUUGCAAACAUUGACUCCACUUAGUACCUCUUUCACUUGUGAGGGACUUGAACACAUUAUUGACAUUCUUACACAUUUCCUUCAUUCAUUUAUGGAAGUUCAUCUGAACUGGAAGAGCUUGGAAGAAGAACAAACUCCCUCCUCCUGCCUCUUUUCUGUCUCCUCUUGGCAAUCUGUAUCCUCCUGCUGAUGACAUCUAGAGGAAACACAAACAAACACAACAUCCUCACCGUCUAUGAUUAUGGUUCUAUCCUUGCCCAACUACUUAAAAGACACUGAGAUACUGGGUACACAUUUAAGGCACAGGUAAGAAGCGAAAGUUACAUGAUUGAAUUGUUUCACUGAAUUAGUCAGCUGGUUAAAACGGCUAUUUUGUGCCUGAACCCUUUAAAAUUCACCCACCUGCCACACUGUCGUAGUCCUGUCUUGGGUCGUGCCAGUAAAGACUUGGUGCUGUCCUCCAGUGACGGUACAGACGUGUGUGCAGCACCGACAGCGUCAGGAGAACCAGCAGGAAGCCAAGUGCUGCUGCUGCCCACAGUGCCUCGUUGUUCCUCAUAGUCCUCAACCCCUUUUCUACAAAAGCAACAUUAGCUUUGCUCCAUGACUCCUCAGUGCAUUCACAGUGUUCACCUUCCUGGCAGCCUUGACAGCUGUGGUGGAUUCGGGCCUGCUGUGGGCUAGGGUACAGUCGUGCAUGUGGAUGGGGCUCUGAUUGAGAUUUGGGAACAGAGUUAAAGUCAGUCUUCUCACUUGUGGAGUUAGGGUGUGUGUCACUGUAAGUUUGCUGCUGUUUCAACUGUCUCUCCUUAACAUCUGCAGCUUCACUUUCCUUUAACUUCUUUGGUCUGACAGAGUCUUUAUGUCUUUGAUUAUGUACAGUGUUUACACUAUCUGCAAGAAUAUCUAAUCUGACAGAAGACUUUGAGCUACUGUGGCCUUCAUUUUCAUGACUGAGCUGCCUCACUAUGUUUAGCCUGGCUUUGUCUGGUUCAGAAUCCCCAGAUGUAAAAGAAUUGGUUUUGGUUGCAGUUUUAGGCGUAUCUGAGAGAGUCUUGUUCUCUAAAAGUGAAUCUGUUGAUGACCCUAGAGUGCCAUUGUCGUCCUUGGAAUACCCUGUCCUUUUCAGUGUUGUGUGUCCUUUGACGUCCUCUUCUAUAUCAUUUAUUUGUUUUCCUCUUGUGGCUUUCUCUUUGAAUUGUUUUAAGCUCCUUUUCUUCACGUGAGACUGUACCCCUGGUUCAAUGGCUCCACUUAGUACAGAGGAGAUGAUCUGCUCACAGCAUUGCCUCAGAGACACCUGGAAAUUUACAAUAACAUGUUUAGAGACAUCAACUGGACUACAAAAAUAACCCAGCUGUGUGUUUUACGGUAAUAAUUUUAGUCUCCAAACCUUUGUUUGUGCUGGAUAUUCCUCUGGAUGAUAAAGUCUCUUUGUUUGUGUCUCAGCUGGCCUGGUUAACAACAGAGUGUAGUUUCCGCUCUUGCUUAGAUCACCAGACUUAUUUCUUGUGGAUGUUGUUGUCUCCAGCCAAUCGCAGACAUCCAAAGUGGCCAUGGUUGAAAGUUCCAGAGUGCGACCCCAGGAUACCAAGACUAGUGGCUAAACACAAAGCAAAAUGUGUGCUCAACAGAGAGGAAAAACCGAAAUUUAAUCAUGCAAUGCUCCGGAAAAAUCCAGGAGAACAAAUUUGAGUAUCUGAAGAGGCUUCAGUAGUGUUGCUUGGUAUUCAGUUACAACCAAAGCGCAGUAACAACAGCAUUCCAAUAAAUCAACAAAAAUAUUAAGGCUGUGUCCGAAAUGGAUCCCUAACCCCUAUAUAGGCGACUAUAUUUUCGGGGUGUCCGAAAUCUGAAUGAUCAAUUCCAGUGCCCCAUAUAGGCGACUCAAAAUUUCCCAUAAAGCAUUGCAAAAUGUAGUGACCAUCCGAUGGUCACUCACUGGUGGUGGACAUCCCGUCAUGCAUUGCGUCAUGCCAUGUAGUGUCCGAAACCUCCAGUGAUAGAGCUCACUACAUAGUCAACUACAGUAAAACCCCAUAUGGGGGAUUGAGCGAUUCAUUUCGGACACAGCGUAAGUCUCUUUCUGACUUCAGCGGGUAAAAAAACAAAAGCAAAGUUUUGGUCUCACUGUGUGGUUUUUGAGCUGUUUAUGUGGAGUAAUGAUGUAGUCAGGCAGACAGGAUCGAGCCAGGGCAGACAGAAGUUUCCGUUCAUGGAGAGGAGCACAGGGGUGGUAGAGCAGAACAACAGCUCCAUGCUGUGAAAAAACAGUUUGAACAAACAUAUGACUAUUAUCUCCACGCCAUUUCUCUCUCCAACAGACAUGUGGGUACAGUGGUCUCCAUAGCCAACACAAAGACGGAGUGUCUCUUUGUCAGUGACAUAAAUUAAAAUGAUAGGUAGUUCAUUUACUACACUUAUCGGACAACCAAUUGUUAGAAAGUUGAAGUGAAGAUAAAGGCAGAUAGAUAUCAAGUUGUUACUUACAUGCAAGUUAUUAAGCCAACGUUGAGGGGGACAAUACAAGUACUCUCCACUCUCUGCCCUUACUGGUCUGAACGCUCCACUGCAACAUACAUACACCGUUCAGAAACGCAUCUUAAAAAGCCUUGUAUUUUAAGAAUAACAGAAAUAUCUAUCACUUUACUGUAGUCUUAAAGAGUACCAAAAAAGAUAACAUUACAUGCUUGUGUGACAAAAACUGUCGAUUGUUAUGCAUGUGUAUAUUUGCUUAUGUUGCCUUACUUCUGUUACUCUAUAAUAAGACUUUAAAAUCAAAGGACAGCAGCUCCCCACCCCACCUCUCUUAGACAGAUGGUCUAAAAGUGGGUCGAAAAAACCUUACCUGUUUGGAAUAAUUUGUUUGUAUGAAAUAGAUUUAUCCAUGCAAAUUUGCCUGGCUGGCUGCAAAAAAAAGAGCAAUGCAUUUAAUUAGAUUUUCAUCAAACCAUGCCUAAAGCACAGUAUUCAAUCAUGUGUUCACAUUACUUUCACUGUACCCAGUACAUUUUAAUGCAUCAGCAAAAACCUCUUGUAGAUUUUUUUCAGUUGAUGGCUUAAUGUACAUUUCUUGUAAAAUUCAGGCUGUCGAGUUUGAAUGUGACUUUAAGGAUUAGCUGAAACAAACAUGCUACAUUUUUGUUUGAGAGUCAAAGGUUAAAGAUAAAAGUGUUUGCAAAGUAUUUACUAACCUCAAGCUCAUACAACGUGUCAAUAACACUGGGAGGUCCCUGAAUAAGAGACAAGAAAACAGAACAAUGGUUAAACAAUGACACACACAGACAAUAUUACCAGGAAAUAUUAAUGCAUAGUUACUUUGUAUUUAAUUAAUUGAACACCAAAAAAAAAAAAAAAUGGCAUUCUGAAAAAGUUUGUGUACCUACACAGUCAGUACUUCAAAAGACCCACUUUCACAGAUUUCACAGCUUGCAAAAGCUUUUUCUAGCCAACUACAAGUCUCUCAAUUCCACUCGAAGAUUUAACCCCAAUUUUUUUAUUAUUGUUUUUUUUUAUGGUGUGUAUUUUGGUUUAACUUAUGAAAUAAAAAGUAACUUUACAUUUGUUUCCACAUAAUUUUUUUUUUCUUCGUAUUUUUGUUCAACUUAUGAAAUAAAAAGUAACUAUACAUUUGUUUGUGGAUAAUCUUUUUUUUUUCUUAUUAUUAUUUUAUUUUAUUCAACUUAUGAAAUAAAAAGAAACUAUAUAUUUGUUUCCAGAUAAUCUUUUUUUUUUUUAAUUUUUUUAUACCAGUUGAUUUGCUUACAAACAUAUCCCUGAUAUCCAGCUGACCGGUGUGAUAGAGAGACUUCACCUGUCUGUAGACCUGCUAUAUUAAGGCUGAUUGAUUAAUUGAUAGAUUAUGAUACAUUAUUUACCAGUAGUAAAUAGACAGUUUAACAGGAUUUACCACAACUGAUUUCUCAUCCUGGUACCAGUUUCAUCAGGUAUGAGUGUACCCCACUUACCUGGACCAGGUAGACUGGGAAAAUAUGAAGCAGGGUUUCAUCAUGUGGUAUUUUUUUGUUUCCAUAGUUACCUGAGUUGGCACUGCAGGCCACAGUGACACCGGACAGUUCCAAUGCACAGUACUAGCAGGUAGGUCCCGUUCCAAAAAUAUCUAUCAUACACAAAAAAAAAAAAAAAAUGAUAAAAUGAGCACAUUUUGAAUUUUGAGUUGAUUUGAGUGGACAAGCAGUAGCAAUAAAAUCAGUGAUAUGGACAUCUUAAAUACACGAUAUAGUCACAAACUUUACCUUUCCGUUGUCACAGAGUGGCCCGGGGUACUCGGAGUCACUGCACUUAACCAACCUGACCCAAAGCAUGACAAGUAGAGUCACUGUCAGCAGUGGGGACAUCGUUUGGUUUAACAUGUCGACAAUCAGUCAGUCUUUUCAGACUGACAGGACCACCAUUAAACUAGUUGUCAUAUCUCCCUUUGACGUUUAACUCCUCGAAGACUGACCAAGAAAUCCUGAAUAGUAUCCAUGGACACUAGCAGCCUCAGUCCUUAAAAAGUUUCACAACAAAGCAGCGGUCCAUGACAUGUUUGUAUCAAAUGUUGACGACCUAGAGUGCCAUGUUUCCGUUCUCUAUCUGUGCUUUGAAGCCGGUUUCAGAUAAAGUAAGUUUAAUUAAACAAUGACUAUAUGGUAUUUUCCCAGCGUCUUCGGCUACUUCUAAACAGAGCUAUCAAGUAGACAUUUUUAUAAGCGUGACUUCCGGGUGGAUUUCAAAAUAAUAUCAUUGUAAGAGACUACGUGUCAUCUUUUGAACGUCAUAGCCCGUUUGCGUUUGUCAUAAACAUUCUCAUUUAUGUAAGAUAUAGCUUAAAACGUGUUUUUAAACCUUUAUAUUUUGUGUAUGAAGUUAUAACUUUACUUCAAUUUUGAGUACAGAGUGUAAUUUCCGGAAAUCUGCGGUAUCCCUGCUAACAAUGGCUAACUUUACUUUGUCGUUAAACUACGGAAUCUUGUAAAGAACAAAACGUCUGUUUUUGACAAGACAGAUACGCUGAAGCUACUGCCUGGAGGGGGGAGAGGAGGGGUCGAAGAGACGCUCCAGAGUGAAUUAUGUUAUUUUUUUAAGUUGUAAUACAAUUCAUAGAUAAUAAGGAAGUACCCACCUCAACUCAGAUCAAUCCACAUUAUUAAAAUAGGGCAUUUGAAAUUAAAGGUGAUAUAACCACUCAAGGUGCGCCAUUUAUCUAAUCGAUUAUAACAUUUUUGCUAACAUCAAUUACCUUUUAACCACAUUAUUUAUAAGCUAUUUCCACCCCUUCAGUAAUGUAUGAAACUCCUGUAGUAAAACAAGCAUUACCUGUUGGGGUAGGUGCUUUAACCUGGCUGAACACGCCUGACAAACUGAUGAUUACAGCCACAACACUGGGUGUAUGGUGUUGUUUCUUUCAAAAUAAAGUAGACUGUUAUAAAUAAAAGUGGUCUACUAUAGUUACAAUAUCACAGGAAAAAAACUUGUUAUUAAUAAAACAAGGGAAGCCAGCACACAAUGAAGUGCUUAUAUUUGCACUAUUGGCACAUGUCCUGCUUGACAGAGAGUUUCAUUUUGAAACUUGUAAUAGGAAGUCUCUUUUAUUUUGGCAAACUUCACACAACAUCUCACUUCCCCACCUUUGGACAAAUGGAAUGCUACACACCUUGACAUAAAAGUUCUGAGGUGGGUCUGUGAGGUUGACUUGUCCCUGGACAGGGGAGGUUGCGACAAAUAUGGAGUCCACCCUCCCUAAAGGUUUGUUGCUUUUUUUGGUCAUGUUUUAGAGAGGUAGGUCUUUUAUUUGAGGAGAGAGGAUUUAAUUGAAGUUUCUUUUAGGUAGGUAGGUUAAUAAUUGUUGCAGGUUCAAAGCUUAAAAUCAACAGUUUUAAGGAUGUUCUUAAAAACUAAAAACUUCUUGUUUUGUGUUUAUAUGUGUGUGUGAGAGAGAAAGACAGACAGAGUGAUUGAGUGUGUGUAUGUGUGUGUUCAAGGGUGUGGCACUUCUCCAAAUGAUAGUAAUGACUCUGUUAGAGAAGUGAAAAGGAAUAUCCAAAAGCUUGAAUUCACAUGCAUUAGUAUUCUGUUUUCCCCAUGUUUAAACGCAGAUGUCUUGCUCAUGUGCUGCCUUUGAGUUUGAGUUUGCUUGAUGCGAUGCAACGACUUAGGAAAACUAGGUUGCAACCUUAGCUGACUGCUCUAACAAUGCUUGUCACUGAUUGAUCUGAAUUCAUGGAUUCUCAUUUUUCAAAAGGAGAUCACAUGAAUUGGUAUCUAUUUGCAGAUGUAACCAUUUGCUAUCCCACUUUCAUUUGGUUGCCUUAGGAGGAGCAGGGGUUCAAGGUGUCCAGGUCCCAGCACCCACCCCUCCUGGUAGUUUGCAGCCUCGAAAUGAGGUUGCAAAGCCCGUUGCAAAGCCUGUGGAAAUAAGCAUAGUGGGGGAUGACAAGAUUGGCAAGCCUGGACAGGAGCCAGAACCACGAAAUGACGAGGUAAGUUGUAGAGAAAUUUGAAAACUGAUUUGAAUAAAAGGUGCACAUCUUACCCGAACACCAAGUAUUCACGGGACCUCAUAUUUUUGUAUCCAUUAAGAACCACUUAAGACCAUUAAUUGUCACUGCACUUCUACUUUUUGUCUUUCACCAGGAGCUGUACUCAUUUGACAGCUCUCCGUCCUCCUCGGACAGUGAGGAUGAGUGUUCCAAAAAGAAAAAGAAGAAGAAGCUGAAGAAGAAAUCGAAGAAGAAGAAAAAGAAGAAGGUUUGUGUCUUAUGUACAUACCCACAAUUAAAUUCUUUAUUAUUUGGCAUAUUAAUCAAGAUGAUCUGUGCAGCAACACAGGUAAAAUCUGAUUGAAUGGGUUGCAUUAGAACAGGUAAACAGUGCACUUAAGUCUACUAAGAAGAAGUCAUUUCACCACACAACAGCCUAAGACAGGUUGCUUUGUUUUCCUCAUUUAUUUGUCCCAGAUUCUGUACAGAAGUAUGCAAGUGCAAUGACAGCUGCAUGUAGUCUCAUUGAUUCAUACUGCAUAGAUCUACAGGCAUUUUUGCAUUGGGUGUCUCACUGCAAAGCUUGAACGGGUGUGUCUAUGUGAUUCAUUGUGUUGUUUUGCUGAAACGGUUCCUAGUGAAGUGUUUUUACUUGUUGCUGAGAGUUUGAGGAGGCCCCUCCUUUUUAUUGCGAGUUACACCGCAUUCUUACGGCGGCGAUACAAAAGACUCUCUCCGGGCUGUUUGUGUAGCCUGUUUUUGUGACUCAUUUCAUUAGAGCCUUUUUUUUAUCCCUUGUCAACAGAAUUUUACAAAUCACUUUCUCUCUUAACAGGAUUCAAGCUCAUCAUCAUCAUCUUCAUCUUCCUCCUCCUCCUCCUCCUCUUCUUCUAGCAGCAGUUCAGAAAGUGACAGUGAGGUAAGUUGUGGGUAUGGCAGAUAUGGUGAAAAUACUGCUGAUAUUUUGUACAAGUUACACAACACUUUAAUCACUUGAAAGAGACAUAAACCUUGACAUAAAGCUUUCAAUAUUUUGUCAGCUGAAGCUGAAGAUUAAUUAGACUGUAGAUAUGAUUGUUUUAUAGAAACACUUACCCUGAGGCACAUGUACGUUAAGUUCUCUGCCACAAGUAUAAUAAUAAUAUUAUAAUGAUAAUAAUAACUUUAUUUCUAUAGCACUUUUAAAAACAGAAGUUUACAAAGUGCUUUGACAAACAGUUGCAAAGCACAGAACAUCAACACAUGGAAAUAAAAACAAAUAAAAACAAAAGCUCAGUUAAAAACAAGGCCUCCGUAUUGAAAGCCAAUUUUAUUUGUCUUUAGAAACCCAGACAAUACAGGAAGCCUACAACAUAAAAUGAGACCAUGAGGACCAAAAUAAAAACAUGAAAUAGGUAAGAAAUGUAAUAAAAAAAGGGGGGUAGAAAGCAGGAAACUGGAUAGUAAAUAUAAAAAAAGAUAUUAAUAAUGAUAAUAAAAUCAGAAUAAAAAAAUAAUGAUGGUAAUAUUAAUGAUAAAAUGGAAUAACAAAAAUGAGCAGAAAAAAACAAUAAAAUCAAUCAAAGGGCUAAAAGGUAAAAUAAGAAAAGAUUAUAAGUGAAACAGAGGCUAAAAGGAUACUAAGUCGAAAUAAGAGGUAAAAGAAAAAAGGGAAAAGAUGGCAUCACAUAAAAGCGAGUCUGUAAAACUGCCUCUGCACGCCUUAUCUCUUUGUCAGGUCGUUCCAAAGUCGAGGAGCUCUGAUGGAGAAAGCUCUUUCACCUCUAGUUUUAGAUUAAACAAUAUAAGUAUGAACAAUUUCUGAUCAGCUUGUCUGCUGUGAUUGUUAGUUCCUCAGGCUAUCACAUCACCUAAGCAGAGGAUAUUGACAAAGCAAACCUGAAAACAUAAAGACUGAGUUUUUGUAGUGUUUUGACAAGUGUGGAGGAAAUCUCAUCAACAGUUUUUUACACACUAAGGAGUAUAAAAUCAUCCACUCCCUGUUUUUGCAGCUUUAUGUGACUGCAAUCAGGUAACAGCGUUUUUUUUCUAGUCUUCUGUCUGCAUGGUCAGAAAAUCUGAAAACCCGGGAGGAACCGGGGACAAAAAUAAAGUUUGCAUAAUAAAAAACCUUUAACCCCUGACAAGGCCACCAGAUACUACAAAUUGACAACACUAGAAUACCUUUCACCUCGAGCUCUGGGUGGAGGUACCUCCUCCCUAGUUGGCAAUAGUUUCUGACCAGUAAGGUACACACCCAACAACAAUAUGUGACCUGCCUUUUGAAUUGAACACACAGAGUCAUGAUAAUAGAGUCCCGAGUAGCUUUAUUUGGAGGAAAGUCAUUCUAUGUGUGUUUUUGUGUUCUUGAUGCAUGUCGUACAUUUAUUGUAUAUGAGUGUAGUCAUCAUUUGAAUGCAUGUGCAACUCAAAGUGUCAAGUGUGUUUUUUGAAAGGAAUAUUUUUGGCUGUAUUUGCUUGAAUGGUUAGAAAAUGAUGCAGCUAAGGGCCUGAGAUUGAAUUUGAGGCCAUGAUGUUCUGGUAGGACCUGUCUUUAGUACAUAGAGGGUUGUUUGACCAGAAAAACUACAGAGGUGUGCCGAGGAUAGAAAAAUUUCAAGUGUUUAACUUACUGGUGACACCCGACCCAGAUGGUCUGAUCUCUGUUCAUGACUAAUUGAGUAAAUAUUACACUCACUUUUCAAACACUCUUCACACCCAAUGUACAGAAAAGAAGAACCUUUUUUAUAGCUUUUACUCAAAUAAGAAAUGUUCAUUUGCAGGAUGAGAAGAAGAAGAAGAAGAAAAAGAAGAAAAAGGCAAAGAAAGAUGAGAAGAAAGAGUAUGUCUGGGAAAGCGUGGUCAUAUCCCAGGCUGGUAAGUCAAUCAGAUCUUUAAAAUUUCAUUUUUAUAAACUUUUCAUUCAACAUUUUUCCUUGUCUUCAAAGUUGUGAAUUAGUUCACAUCGGUGAUAGAUUUUUAUUUUGAUUAAUAUAGCAAUAAAAAAAUGAUGAAAAACAUGGAAACCUCAUGACUGUCCAAUCAAGCCAUGUUUAUCUGCUACAACAAUGAUAUAUAUGUAGGCUGACUAUUUGGCUCCCAAGAUGCCUCUCAGCUAAUAAUCCAUGUUGAUGUUUCUAUACAUUAAUCGCACAAUUGACACUUAUAUGCACUUUUUAUGUCAAAGGUCCUGAUGGCCAGAUGGAAGAGCAGACUGUAGAAAUUCAAAAGUUGAAAGAGGUAAGUGAGGAAUCCACCAGAGACUCCUUUGUAAACUUUGAUUUACCACCAACUUUUAUAUGAAACAUUUUCCUGUUUCUGCCUCAGGAUCCUUGCUCAUCAGACGAUGAGAAGAAGAAAAAGAAGAAGAAAGACAAAAAGAAGAAGAAAGAUAAAAAGAAGAAGAAGAAAAAGGUAUGCCACGCAUUUUCAACAUGAAGACUACAUCUUGAGUGCUUUGAAAGGCGCCUAUAAAUACAACGCAUUAUUAUUAUUACACAUCAGGAAACUUUAGAGCUAGACCUUUAUCACAUUAAUCUCUAAAUUAAAUCCAGAACUUUUGCAAGUCCAACUCCAGGCUAAGCAAAUUAAGUCCUUUAUAUAGACCCCACUGUCCUUUUCUCAUUCAACCCUCAACUCAUUUGCCUUGGCUGCACGCCACCCCCCACUCUCUUCCUCUUACAUAGCCUGUCUUUUAUCAGCUGUUCUAUCCAGUCAUCACCAAUAAACAGGUUUCUAACUGAUGGGAUAGUAUAAGUGCAUCCAGUGUCGGAUGUCAGCUCUGUCUGUGUCAUCUCUGUGUAAACAUAACUGAUCAAAAUAAUACAAUACAUUUUUAGAUUUGUAUGGCCUGAUCUCUCUUUCACAGGACUCCAGCUCUUCUUCAUCAGACAGCUCAUCCUCUUCAUCAUCUUCCUCUUCUUCUGACUCUGAUGAUGGCAAAAAGAAAAAGAAGAAGAAAAAGGAUAAAAAGAAGAAGAAGAAGAAAGACAAAAAAAAGGUGGGGGAUAUUGUGGACAUUUUCUUUUGAUAACUUUCCAAAGAAGCCAGCUGCUUUUGAAUAUAAAAAGUUUGUAGCCUCUAAAUGAGACUUAAAUUUGACAUGGAGUUUAACCCAGGAACCUGGACACAAGAGCUUAUUUUGAAUACUAAUUCCUUAUGUUAGUUUCAGUUGGUUCCAACGUUUGGAUUAAAAGAUAAUUUUUCAUGGCAUAUUUGCAUUAAAAGCAAAUUAUUAUUUUUUGCUUUUGCUAUAGUUAGAAUUUAAGAUAAAGACAUUUCUUUUCCUCAUCUUCAUCACCUGAAAGUGAUGUCCGUUCUUUCAGUUGUUCUAUCUGGUCAUCCCCAAUAUUGACUUUAUAACAGGUUUCAAACUGAUGGGACGUCUGCUCUAUCUGUGCCUCCUCUGUGUAAACAAAACUGAUAAAAAUUAAUACAAGUUUUUUUUUUAAUUUGAAUGGCCUGAUCGUUCCUUCACAGGACUCCAGCUCUUCUUCAUCAGACAGCUCAUCCUCUUCAUCAUCUUCAUCUUCUUCUGACUCUGAGGAUGACAAGAAGAAAAAGAAGAAGAAAAAGGAUAAAAAGAAGAAGAAAAAGAAAGACAAGAAAAAGGUGAGCCAACGUGGACAUAUUUUCUCUUGCUAACUUCCUAAAGAAGCCAGCUGCCUUUUACAUUUGAUAUGUAGUUUAUACCUUGAACCUGUAGAACACAUUUAAAAUACCAAUUCCUCCUGCUAGUUGUUGUUCAACUUUAAUUUAAGAUAAAGACAUUUCUUUUCCAUUGAUGUAGGAUUCCAGCUGUUCCUCCUCAUCUUCGUCAUCUUCAUCAUCUGAAAGUGAUGAUGAGAAAAAGAAAAAGAAGAAGAAAAAGGAUAAGAAGAAGAAGAAGAAAGAUGAUAAAGAAAAGGUCAUAUUCCCUUUCUUGUAUUCUUUUUUUUUUUUAAGAGUCUAUAGCCUCCAUAUAACCUUUUUUUGAAGGGGGGUGGGGGCAGAGUCACUAAAUGCAGGAAUCUUGAGUCAGGUCACAUCUGCCUUCUUUGUUUUCUGAAUAUGGGGUAUUCAAUAUUUAUUGGUAUAUGCACUAAACGUUAACAAUAUCCUGGUUAAUUGUAGAACUAUAAAGCACUAUACAUCCCCACCAUGGUAAAAGAGACAAUGAAUUUGCUCCAGUAGCUAAUGGGGCCUGUAAGGUCAUGUAAAAGUAAUAAAUGUUGAAAUAAAGACCCUGAAAUCUAACUCACCCAUUUUUUUAAACAACAUUAUUCCAAAUGUGUUUGAUUGUGGGGUGAAGAAAUGUGCUCAAAACAGAAUCUGUUGUAUAGAAGUAUUGACAUGUAUUGUGUUCAUUUCUGCACAGAUUUUACAGGGAACUAAGCAUUCGCAGUGUUUAAAACUGACCCAGACUUGGCAAUAUUUUUGAUUUUUCACAGGAUGAAACAAAGGAUGAGCUUAGUGCUGUGUCAGCGGCUGGUAAGCGGUUCCCCUUUGAAGUUAAGAGAAAAUUAUCUCUGCGUCCAAAUCCGUCCAUGGUACUGAUGUAUAAUGUGUUUUGUAGGAGUUAGUGCGGAUGGAGUUAAAAAGGAGGAAAAAGAUGCUGAUAAGGUGAAAUACUUUUACUCAUUGUAUACAUGCCCACAGAUACAAUAUAAUGAACACGUGCAUAGAAUGAUUACCUUGUUUUUACAAUGACAGGCCAAGAAAGCAUUACAAGCUACAGAAGAUGGGAAAGUCUCCUCUACGUUGCCUGGUAGGUGUUUCGCUGUGAUGCUUGAACAAUUGCAUUAUCUGUUUUGUGUUACUGAAAGAUUUAGUUUUGUUGUUGUAAUAUUUCUUUCUGUUUAACAGGAGAAAUGUCAGGAUAUCCUGAUGCUGCUGAGGAAGGUCAUCUGAGUGAUGAUGAAGGAGAAGGAGGGACAGAAGGAGUAAAAAAGAAGAAAAAGAUGACAAAGAAGAAAAAGGUAAUGAGAGCUGCAAACAUGCUGCCAGUAAUUGAAUGCAUUAAAAUAUAUAUAUAUAUAUCAUAAAUAUACCAACUUACCUGGUUAUAACUCAGCGUUAUCAAAGUGAACUAUUCCAUUUUACUCGUUCUCUUCCUCUCUUAAUUUUUUCUUUCUUCCUCGCUCUCUGACUUUCUACUCUCUUUCUCCACCUCACUCUUUUUAUUUGUCUGUCUCCAACAGGAUUGCAACUCUGCCUCUUCUUCAUCCUCUGAAAGUGAGGAUGAGGGUGAUAGUGACGACAAGAAAAAGAAAAAGAAGAAGAAGAAAAAAGUAAACAAAUUAGACCACUAUUUCAUUUUGAUAAAUGAACAGAAACAGUGGAUGUAAAAAUAUUUAGGUUGAUCUGUUUUUCUUUACCUUUGUACAGGACUCUAGUUCUUCUUCCUCUUCAUCCUCUUCAUCCUCCUCCUCUGAUGAAGAUGAAAAGAAAAAGAAGAAGAAGAAAAAGAAGAAGAAGACAAAAAAGAAGAAGAAGGUAGACUUGUUUAACACUAUUUCAUGUUUUGUUUUCACUUCUGAACUGAGUGGUCUUCAUUUAUUGAUCCUUUGCCUCUCCAUUUGUUUUUAAAAAAUAUGUGUGUUCACCUUCUAUCUAUCUAUCUAUCUAUCUAUCUAUCUAUCUAUCUAUCUAUCUAUCUAUCUCUUUUAUACAGGAUUCAAGUUCUUCUUCCUCUUCAUCCUCCUCUUCCGAUGAAGAUGAAAAGAAAAAGAAGAAGAAGAAGAAGAAGAAGAAGAAGACAAAAAAGAAGAAGAAGGUAGACUUGUUGAUUACUAUUUAAUGUUUCAUUUUCACUUCUGAAUGAUACUUUUUGAUUAGUGGUCUUUAUUUCUUGACUCUUUACCUUUGCCUUUGUUUGUUUUUUUUGUUUUUGUUUUUUUGUGUGUUUUUUUUUAUUUAUUUACAUUUUUUCAACUUCUAUAUAUCUAUUUAUCUAUCUAUCUGUCCGUCUGUACAGGAUUCAGGUUCUUCUUCCUCUUCAUCAUCCUCCUCCGAUGAAGAUGAAAAGAAAAAGAAGAAGAAGAAAAAGAAGAAGAAGACAAAAAAGAAGAAGAAGGUGGAGUUCUCAAUUACCCUUAAAUGUUUCGUUUUCACUUCUGAAUGAUACUUUUCGAUUAGUGGUCUUUAUUUCUUGACUCUUUACCCUCCCCUUUGUUUUUUUCUUUUUUUUCCUGCUUGUUUGUUUGUUUGUUUUUAAAUUUUUUCAACUUCUAUCUAUCUGUCUGUCUGUCUGUCUGUACAGGAUUCAAGUUCUUCUUCCUCAUCUUCAUCUUCUUCUGAAAGUAGUGAUGAUGACAAAAAGAAGAAGAAGAAGAAAAAGAAGAAGAAGGUAGUAAACUAAACAUGUAUUCAGUUUUUUAGUGCUGUAAUGAUUUCAUGUAUUGGUGGCUGAUUUCUACACAAGAACUUGCUUUUUGACGAACUUGCUGCUUUGUGUUCCAGGACGACAGCUCUUCUUCUAGCUCUUGCUCUAGUUCUUCCUCUUCUUCCUCUUCAUCUGAUAGUGAUGACGACAAGGUGAGAUUCCUUAACUAUCUUAAUCCUAAGUUAAUAGAGGUAAAUGCUUUGUGCUGAAUGUUAUUAUUAUUUUUUGUAGAAAAAGAAAAGCAAAAAGAAAAAGAAGGAUAAGAAGAAGAAGAAGAAAAAGGUAAAACAUCUCAUUCAUUUGUAUGCAUACCUGGAAUCUGAUUGAUUCAAGAGCAUGAAGUUGUGGAGUAUUUUGUAAUGUACAGUCUUAAAUUUUAUAGAUAAAGAAAAAUUUUAACAGUUUCAAAAAUGUUAAAAGACAAAAUGUUGCCAUGCAGAAACCCCUAAAUACUGAAUCACCUGAUGAGGGGGUGAAAGACAACUGUCUGUAUGAGACAUUUCACAGAAUAAAAAUGAUUGUGUCCUGUUGUCGCUACGCUUAGGAAAAUGGUGUUGCAAAAAGACUUGGAACUCUGCAGCAAGAAUUCUAACCCGCGCUAAUAGGAGGACUCACAUAUCCCCUAUUCUUGAAGCUCUACAUUGGCUGCCUAUGUUCUCUAGGAUCAAUUUUAAAAUUCUGGCCCUAACUUUUAGAGCCUUGCAUGGUCAGGCGCCAUCCUGUAUUUGUGAUCUGAUCCAGCCUUACACCCCCUCCUGGGCUCUGAGGUCCGUGGAUCAGAAUCUACUGAGGGUUCUGCGCACUCGUUUUCGAACCAGAGAAGAUCGAUCCUUCCAGACUUUGGAAUGAUCUUCCUCUGUCUCUGUGCUUAAUUGACUCUGUUGACUCUUUUAAAAGCCAACUCAAAACGUAUUUAUUUGCUCAGGCAUUUGUUUAAUUGUUUUGGGGCUACUAUGACUGUUUCAAUGUUGUUGUCUUGGCCUUUUAAUUUGUAUGUACAUCUUUUAUUUUGUCUAUGUGAAGCACUUUGUGACUCUUUUGUCUGUGAUAAGUGUGAAAGUUUACUUACUUACUUACUUACUGUUUUUGUUUGUUUGUUUGUUUGUUUGUUUGUUUUUUGUUUAGGAGUCUUCUUCUUCUUCCGACUCCUCUAGCGAUUCUUCUAGUGAUGGCAAAAAGAAGAAGAAAAAGGACAAGAAGAAAAAGAAAAAGAAAGACAAGAAAAAGGUAAACAGAUGUGUUGUAUUUUUAGCACAGCCUCCUAAAAUCUGACAUUGUUUAUAACAACUGCAGCAGUACAACACAUUUACCCAAGAUAUAUAUUUAAUUUAAGGACUCAGAUUCCUCGGGUAGUGAUGAUGAUAAGAAGAAGAAGAAGAAAAAGAAGAAGGACAAAAAGAAGAAAAAGAAGAAGGUAAUGAGUUAAAGUCUAGAGGAACACACUUAUGCUACUUUUUGGUUUAAAUAAAUAAACAAUGCCAUAAAUGAAUAAUGAUGACACAGAGUUUGUUUGGUCUUUGUUCAGGACUCAGGCUCUAGUUCUUCCAGUUCAUCUGAUAGUUCCAGCGAUACUGACAAGGGAGAGAUAAAGGAAAAAAAAGCCAAGAAGGAGGAUAAAAAGGUUAGUUUCUCAGUAAAGGUAAAAUAACAGCAGAUUAUGAGUCUGGUCAAGGAUACAUGACUAUUUUUUCCUUUGUUUGUGGCCCUUAGUGUCCGGAAUCAUCAGAAAACCAAACCAACAAGGAUAAAACAACUGUAAGUUUAUUCUCAUGAUAAUAAUAUUAACGUGUAAGAGAAUACUUGUGACUCCAAGGCUUAUUACGUUAAAGUUCAAAUGCUAUUUUCUUCAGCUAAGGGAACCACUGUAAUGACCUGCCAUCAGUUUAAUGUUUGCAGAGUUUCUUUUCGUUCAUGUAUUCUUCAUGUGGAGUGAUGUUGUCAUUCUAGGACAGCCCUGAUGCUGGUAAAAGUAGUGAACCUAAGACGGAGACCUCUGGCUCAGACGGUAGAAGACUUUUGGCUCCAGGUGGCAGCACCUCUAAGCCUGGGACUGUUGUCUCUUAUGCAUCCCUCCCCUCCAAACCAACUGUGAGGCUGGAUCCUAUGAGUACUCCAGCUGCUCCAGUGCCCACUGUCUCCAGCUCCACUUUGAGAAGUGGUCCAGUACCCACUGCCUCCAGCUCCACUGUGAGAACUGGUCCAGUACCCUCUGCCUACAGCUCUACUUUGAGUACUGGUCCAGUAUCCACUCCCUACAGCUCUACUUUGAGUACUGGUCCAGUACCCACUGCCUCAGGCUCCACUUUGAGUACUGGUCCAGUAUCCACUCCCUACAGCUCUACUUUGAGUACUGGUCCAGUAUCCACUCCCUACAGCUCUACUUUGAGUACUGGUCCAGUACCCACUGCCUCCGGCUCCACUGUGAGUACUGGUCCAGUACCCAGUGCCUCCGGCUCCACUGUGAGUAUUGCAGAUAGGGGCGCAGGUCGUAGACCUCCCAGCCCCAUGGAGUCGUUGAUGGGGAGUCCAAGAAGGGUUGGAGAUGGAGGGACCCGUUCCACCACCACCUCUCACCUCACCUCAAUGGACCUACUGAGAGGCCCAAGGCCCUACCAAUAAAUUGAUGCCAUGAUCAAAAUUUGACCUUAUUAUGAAAUGGCUUUGCUCCCAUGAUAUGGUUGAACGUUGUAUGUUGUGAUGCUCUGACAAGAUCAAAUAAACAAAAACGACUCACACAUAACAAA
Messenger RNA from Xyrichtys novacula (pearly razorfish), 19427 nucleotides. Lineage: Eukaryota; Metazoa; Chordata; Actinopteri; Labriformes; Labridae. The record is from the annotation of a GenBank genome assembly.